Messenger RNA from Orcinus orca (killer whale), 3770 nucleotides. It is a transcript of the gene CLN3, whose product is annotated as CLN3 lysosomal/endosomal transmembrane protein, battenin. The coding region runs from base 2198 to 3508 and encodes 436 amino acids. The transcript has 15 exons. NCBI's taxonomy places the organism in Eukaryota, Metazoa, Chordata, Mammalia, Artiodactyla, Delphinidae. Gene Ontology annotation, cellular component: membrane; lysosome. Gene Ontology annotation, biological process: lysosome organization; lysosomal lumen acidification. The record is from RefSeq and is a predicted model, not a curated record.
AUUGUCCCCACCCACCAAGCCAGUCUUCCCCAGGACCCAAGACACUUCCUCUUCCCCUGUCUCUCCCUGACGCAUCCCCACCCCGAGCCCUGCCCACCUUCCAAUGCCCACAGCUGCUUCCAGCCCAGGCUGGGAAGUGGGUGUAUAUCACACAGGGGACUCAGGUGGUGUACAUUCGGAGCUAAAGGGCAAGGGAGGAGGACCGAAAGGAAAGAGCGGGAGCAGGAGACCUCAGAAUUGGGGAGGGGGGAGGGGCAUGUGGCAACUGCAGCUCAAGUGACUCAGGUCUUGUAUUUACACCUCAGCCGUUUCCGUCUCCCCCCAAAGCCACAGCCUCUCUGUGAGAGGAAGCUGGGGUUUGUGGUUCCUGUUUUGCCUGGGGACAAGGAGUAGGAAUGAGGAGGGGGCUGGUAAGAGCUCUGGCUUCUCAUUUCAGGGUCAUUAAUGCUUCCCCAAGAGGAAGAAGGGGCUGGAUUGGUGGCUCCAAUGCCCAUUCCCUCACCUGUAGUCAUUCUUGCGAAACGAAACUUGGCUAAACUUUGUACUGUUGUUAUUCACGUCUACCUCCCAGCCUCCUUUGAGUUCCUUGAAGGUGGAGGCCAUGUAUGACACGUUGCUGAAUUUCUAGAGCCCGGCAUGGGUAGUAGGAUCCCAUUUUUCAUUGGUUGAGUGAUCUGGGAAGCAGACCAAAGGGGGUACAUUUCGAACAGCAGUCUGAAGGCCUGGUGGUGAGAAAGAGCUGGGAGAGGUGGGCACUGACUUUUGGAAGCCCACAAGAGAGAUUAGCAGGGGAAAGACGUGAUGAAGAAAAUUCAGGAUGUUGCUUUACCACCUAGAGGAAGGUAAGAGAAUAAUCGCUCCUUAUCUGGGACUUUGUGAAGUGACCUUAAUCGACACCUUUUCCUUGGGUCCCCUCCCUGAGCCUCACUUUCCAAAUUUCCAAUUAGAGGAACUAGAUGAGAUCACAGAAUCAGAAUCUUGGGCCUUAGAAUCAUCUGGUCUAAGCACACUUAAUGCAGGCAGGAAUCCUGCAGCAGCCAGCACCCCUGCCUCUGGUGCUCUAUUUCUUUUUUUGUUUGUUUGUUUGUUUGUUUUUUGCGUUACGCAGGCCUCUCACUGCUGCGGCCUCUCCCGUUGCGGAGCACAGGCUCCGGACGCGUAGGCCCAGCGGCCAUGGCCCACGGUCCCAGCCGCUCCGCGGCAUGCGGGAUCCUCCCGGACAACACAAACCCGCGUCCCCUGCAUCGGCAGGCGGACUCCCAACCACUGUGCCACCAGGGAAGCCCUGGUGCUCUAUUUCUUAUUGCCGAGUCUCUAAGGUCACCUUUAGGUCUAACGUUGUAUGUUCAUCAGUAAAUUUCCUUUUUUGUUUUCUCAUCUGUAAAACCAGGGUUGAACUACUACUUUGGUUCUAAGAUAAUUUGAGAAAGGGGCUCUGUUAACCACCUUGGAUACUGCCAACAGACAAUUCAUGAAAUCUUUUUAGGUGGGUGUUAUCUUUAUGUGCAGUUUCUAAAGCAAUCUAAAGGCAACAACAGAUAGAAAUAAGAAUGACCUGAAGCUGGCUGCCUUUGUUGUCAGCCAGAAACAGUACCGGCUAGGCAGGUGGCCAUAUUUAUUUCUGGCAGUUGCAGAGGAGCUGAAGCCAUUUGCAGCCAUGAUUAGUGCUGGUACGGUAGAUCACGGCCUUGGGCGUCCCCAACUAACGUCAUGGUUCUUCUUGCUGAUCCUACCUAUCCCAGUUUUGAACCGGUGGUUCCAGGGUUCUUCCAGCCUCUCUCAGUCCCCUGCCCCGAAACUGGGUAGGUCUAAAGAGAAGAUCGAGAAAAGACCCGGAAGUGGUGAGGACCUUCAAGCACGUGAUGAGGGACCGACAGGUGCUGUCACGUGAUCCGUCAUUCCUGAGUGCGGAAUGUUUAGGUGCUCUUAAAGGUACAGGCUGCAGGGCCCCCUGCUUUAGAGGGGGCGGGGGCAGAGUCCGACGGGUGGGGCGUGGUGGGGCGUACGAGGGCGCAAGAUGGAGGCUGGGGUUAGGGCCGUGGCUCGUAGAGGCGCCAGUGCAGCGGAGAAGCCGGAGCUGGGACCGGCAAUGGGACGUUGAUCCCUCUCACCUGUCAUAGACCCUCAUCCGCCUCAUCGGAGCCAACUCUGAACUCUCGCUGACUUUGGACCCCUCGGGGGACCUGAACUUGAUGCCAUGGGAGGCUGUGCGGGGCGGCGCCUUUCGGAUUCGGAGGGAGAGGAGGCCAAUCCGGCACUUAGGCCCCCGCCGCAGGACCGUCAGGGGACCCAUUGGAAGAACGCGGUGGGCUUCUGGCUCCUGGGCCUCUGCAACAACUUCUCUUACGUGGUGAUGCUCAGUGCUGCCCACGACAUCCUCAGUCACCAGAGAGCACCUGGGAACCAGAGCCAUGUGGACCCAGACCCAACACCCACCUCCCAUAAUAGCUCAUCUCGAUUUGACUGCAAUUCUGUCUCCACAGCUGCGGUGCUCCUGGCAGACAUCCUUCCCACCCUCGUCAUCAAAUUGCUGGCUCCUCUUGGCCUUCAUCUGCUGCCCUACAGCCCCCGGGUGCUCACCAGUGGGGUUUGUGCUGCUGGAAGCUUCAUCCUGGUUGCCUUUUCUCAUUCGGUGGGAAUCAGCCUGUGUGGUGUGGUCUUGGCUAGCAUCUCUUCAGGUCUGGGGGAGGUCACCUUCCUCUCACUCACCGCCUUCUACCCCAGGGCUGUGAUCUCCUGGUGGUCCUCAGGUACUGGCGGAGCAGGGCUGCUGGGGGCACUGUCCUACCUGGGCCUCACCCAGGCUGGCCUCUCUCCCCAGCACACCCUGCUGUCCAUGCUGGGUAUACCCGCACUGCUGCUGGCCAGCUAUUUCUUGUUGCUCACGUCUCCUGGGCCCCAGGACCCUGGAGGGGAAGGGGAGGCAGACACGGCAGCCCGGCAGCCCCUGAUAAACAGCGAGGCCCCAGAGUGGAAGCCAGGCUCCAGCUCACACCUGUCCCUUCAGGAAAGGUGGACCGUGUUUAAGGGCCUGCUGCGCUACAUCGUCCCCUUGGUGCUGGUUUACUUUGCUGAGUAUUUCAUCAACCAGGGACUUUUUGAACUCCUCUUCUUCCGGAACACGUUCCUGAGUCACGCUCAGCAAUACCGCUGGUACCAGAUGCUGUACCAGGCCGGCGUCUUUGCCUCCCGCUCUUCUGUCCGCUGCUGUCACAUCCGCCACACGUGGGCCCUGGCCUUGCUACAGUGCCUCAACCUGGCCUUCCUGCUGGUGGACGUGUGGCUGAGCUUCCUGCCGAGCAUCUACCUCGUCUUCCUGAUCAUUCUGUAUGAGGGACUCCUGGGGGGCGCGGCCUAUGUGAACACCUUUCACAACAUUGCCCUGGAGACCAGCAGUGAGCACCGGGAGUUUGCCAUGGCAACCACCUGUAUCUCGGACACCUUGGGGAUCUCGCUGUCAGGGCUCCUGGCCCUGCCUCUGCACGACUUCCUCUGCCAGCUCUCCUGACACUCUGACUCCUUGGAGCAUAGGACACAGUGACCUGGGCCCACACUGACAGGCGGGCAGGUCGGACCGACCCCAGGCCCACGGCCCAGAGCCCACCCGUGAGCUCUGCCCCCAGCCAUCCCUACACAGCUGGGAUGUAGAAAAGUGCUGAGGUCCUGUUCCCCUUUGCUGGAGGGGCAGCGGUUUUCUUCCACUCCCAAGCUGCUUUCGGGGAAUUUCUUUGUAUUAUGCUUUCAGAAUAAAUGCCUAUUUUAUCAAUUGA